Antrostomus carolinensis (chuck-will's-widow) is the source of this 2812-nucleotide messenger RNA. RefSeq names its product thrombospondin type-1 domain-containing protein 7A. The transcript has 17 exons. Gene Ontology annotation, biological process: actin cytoskeleton organization. The annotation marks the transcript as partial. The record is from RefSeq and is a predicted model, not a curated record. Gene Ontology annotation, cellular component: plasma membrane. Lineage: Eukaryota; Metazoa; Chordata; Aves; Caprimulgiformes; Caprimulgidae.
CAAUUACUUGCCGCAGACAAGAUGGAGGGCAGGCUGAUGUCAGUGAAUGCCUUAAAUAUUCUGGUCCAUUACCAUCUUUAACACAGACAUGCCAGAUUCCCUGCCAAGAUGACUGUCAGUUUACGAACUGGUCAAAGUUUUCUUCCUGUAAUGGGAACUGUGGAGGAGUCAGGACAAGAAAACGCACUCUUGUUGGAAAAAGUAAGAAAAGAGAUAAAUGCAAAAAUUCCCAGUUGUAUCCUCUGAUUGAGAAUCAGUUCUGCCCAUGCGACAAGUACAGUGCUCAGCCUGUGGGAAAUUGGUCAGACUGUAUUUUACCGGAGGGUAAACUGGAAGUAUUGCUGGGAAUGAAGGUACAAGGAGACAUUAAGGAAUGUGGACAAGGCUAUCGUUACCAGGCCAUGGCAUGCUAUGACCAAAACAAUCGACUUGUGGAAACAUCACGAUGCAACAGUCAUGGUUAUAUUGAGGAAGCCUGUAUUAUUCCAUGUCCCUCAGACUGCAAGCUCAGUGAGUGGUCCAAUUGGUCUCGCUGUAGUAAAUCCUGUGGGAGUGGGGUAAAAGUUCGGUCUAAAUGGCUCCGUGAAAAACCCUACAAUGGUGGAAGACCGUGUCCAAAACUAGAUCAUGUCAAUCAGGCUCAGGUAUAUGAGGUAGUCCCCUGCCACAGUGACUGCAGCCAGUACGUAUGGGUUACUGAGCCCUGGAGUGUCUGCAAGGUGACUAAUGUGGACUUAAAAGAGAACUGUGGAGAAGGUGUUCAAACAAGGAAAGUCAGGUGCAUGCUAAACACUGUGGAUGGUCCUUCUGACACAGUAGAGGACUAUCUGUGUGAUCCUGAAGAGAUGCCACUUGGUGCCAGAAAAUGCACGUUACCGUGUCCUGAGGACUGUGUUAUGUCUGAAUGGGGAUCAUGGUCUCGAUGUUCUUUGCCAUGCAAUGGAAGUAGUGUCCGCGAAAGGUCCGCUGCAUCCCUCAGACAACCAGAUGAUGGAAAGUCUUGUCCUGCUGCCACUGAGACAGAAGUCUGCACUUUGAACAAAAACUGCUACCACUAUGACUACAAUGUGACAGACUGGAGCACAUGUCAGCUCAGUGAGAAGGCUGUCUGUGGUAAUGGUAUCAAAACACGGAUGCUUGACUGUGUUCGCAGUGAUGGCAAAUCAGUUGACCUGAAGUACUGUGAGGAGCUUGGUUUGGAGAAGACAUGGCAAAUGAAUACAUCCUGUGUUGUGGAAUGUCCUGUGAACUGUCAGCUCUCUGACUGGUCCCCUUGGUCUGAGUGCUCUCAAACAUGUGGCCUUACAGGAAAAAUGAUUAGAAAAAGGACCAUCAAUCAGCCAUUUCAGGGUGAUGGGAGGCCUUGUCCCUCUCAGAUGGAGCAAUUCAAACCCUGUCCAGUAAAACCUUGUUAUCGAUGGCAAUAUGGUCAAUGGUCUGCAUGUAAAGUAGAGGAUGCUCAAUGUGGAGAGGGAACAAGAGUGAGGAACAUUUCCUGUGUGGUUUUUGAUGGAUCCAUUGAAGAUGUUGGCAAAGUAGUAGAUGAGGAAUUCUGUGGCGAAAUAGAGCCUAUUAUAGAUGGUAAUAAGAAGAUGAUACUCGAGGAAACCUGCGCUGUCCCUUGUCCAGGGGACUGUUACUUGAGAGAGUGGUCAGAAUGGAGCCUUUGCCAGCUAACCUGUGUUAAUGGUGAGGAUCUUGGCUUUGGAGGGAUACAAGUCCGAUCUCGGGCAGUGAUCAUUCAGGAAUUAGAGAAUCAACAUCUCUGUCCAGAACAGGCUUUGGAAACAAGACCAUGCAAUGAUGGCCAGUGCUAUGAAUACAAGUGGAUGGCUAGCCCAUGGAAGGGAUCCUCUCGGACCGUGUGGUGCCAAAGGUCAGAUGGUUUAAAUGUCACAGGGGGCUGUUUAGUGAUGCGCCAACCAGAUGCUGACAGGUCAUGUAACCCACCAUGCAGUCAACCCCACGCUUACUGCAGUGAGACUAGAACAUGCAGUUGUGAAGACGGAUACACUGAAGUUAUGUCUUCUGAUGGCACACUCGAACAGUGCACUCUCAUCCCAGUGGUGGUGAUCCCCACCAUGGAGGACAAAAAGGGAGAUGUGAAAACCAGUCGAGCUGUGAACCCUACCCAGCCCUCCAGUAACCAGUCAGGACGAGGAAGGACCUGGUUUCUACAGCCUUUUGGGCCAGAUGGGAGGCUGAAGACCUGGGUUUAUGGUGUAGCUGCUGGUGCAUUUGUUUUACUCAUCUUUAUUGUUUCUAUGAUCUAUCUAGCCUGCAAAAAGCCAAAGAAGCCCCAGAGAAGGCAGAACAACCGACUGAAACCUUUAACCUUGGCUUAUGAUGGAGAUGCAGAUAUGUAAAAUAUAACCUCUCAUGGAGUCUAAAUUAAUGGAUUGAAAUCAGAAGGUACCCAAAGCCACAGGGAUUUUCUAUGGAGUGGAUUAAGUGUUUUGACUUUUUCUUUUUUGUAACUGCGCCAUAGAUAAAGAAGGAUGGAUUUCAUAAUGCCUACGGAUAUUCAAGAUAUUAUUUCUUUACUUUAGACCAUCAACACUGAGAAAUCUGGCAGAAUCAUAUUAACAGACACUGCAGUUGGAGAUUUGUGGUCUUUCCUCAAUCUCACAAACUAUAAGCACCACUUCUGUCUCCAGAAUACUGUAGUUGACAUAGUAUUAACAGUUGGAAGCCCCUGCAACAUUAACCAAGUAUAGUCAGUACGCAUGAAGAGUUUGUACCAAGCUGUCUAUGACUCUUUAUAUUCAAGCAUAGCUUAUAUACUCCGUUGAACCAUAUGUAUUGCUCUAUC